Aspergillus udagawae is the source of this 921-nucleotide messenger RNA. RefSeq lists its product as uncharacterized. The coding region runs from base 1 to 921 and encodes 306 amino acids. The record is from RefSeq and is a predicted model, not a curated record. Lineage: Eukaryota; Fungi; Ascomycota; Eurotiomycetes; Eurotiales; Aspergillaceae. The transcript is spliced from 4 exons.
AUGGUCAGUCCGUACGGAACUAACUACUUCCCAGCGCUGGCGGCCGAACCCACUGACGCUACAGGCCAUCUGUACUGGUCAAUAAUAAAUGCAUGGCUGUUGCUCACAGACGGCGCAACUGGUAGUGAAACACCUCAGCCCAGCCAGACCAUCAUGUUGGCUAACUGGUGGUGGGGAUUGAGUACUCUGAGUGCCUCGUGUUGGUUCCCCUGUGUCAUUGUCCUGCCGCCAGUGACACUUCCUCCUAUGCAGGCGCCUGUCAUCACCUCCCUGAUUGAAGGCUUCCCGAAGACCAUCAUGCCACCAGCGGCAGAAACACCAACCCUUAUAGUGGAUCCUAUCACCAUCUCUGGAACUCCAUCCAUCUUGAACGCACCUACCAGCACCAGUGUGACCAUUCAGUUUAAUUACUCUGCCAUCAUCUUACCGCCCUUCAAAUACAUGGAUGAUGAUGAUGGCACUAUCCCUAGCAUUAGUAUUAGCAACAGCUCCCUGUGGCCCAAGCUGGACACUCCUCAGCCACCGGGCCUGGACAAUAACAACGACGACGAGGAGGGCGAUGGUAGUGAUGGUGGUAUCCACGAGUACCACCUCAACAACCUCCUUGACGACGACGACGACGACGACGACGACGACGAUGACAACAAUAACCACAACCUCAAGCUCGUCAGUGGCACUGGCAGCGCAUGGGCCUUGUCCUAUCUAACUGUCACCAACGAUCCCAUGUUCAGCGCCGGCGUGCCCGUCGCUGUCGGAGGCACAUACACGCCGACCUCCCAGUAUAGCAUCGCAACGAAACCGGGUACUUCGAGCAGCAUUGCUGCAAUAACCAGUCCAGCGACAAGCCGUCUGUGGCCUAGCAUCAGCCACUCUCUGAGCAUCUCUUCCAUUACCAAUGUCUCCAAGAGCAUUAGGCAGUGA